Messenger RNA from Fundulus heteroclitus (mummichog), 5369 nucleotides. Its product is annotated as transmembrane protein 229B. The transcript has 2 exons. Bases 62 to 649 code for a protein of 195 amino acids. Lineage: Eukaryota; Metazoa; Chordata; Actinopteri; Cyprinodontiformes; Fundulidae. The record is from RefSeq and is a predicted model, not a curated record.
CCAAAAAUCUGAAUCCUGCACAUUUAAAUCGGAAAUCUCUGUGAAACCCACAAGAGCAACAAUGGCGACCAUAGAAACCUCCAGGGAGCCAGUUCCUCUCACGGCCCUCUCCCGCUGGUACCUCUACGCCAUCCACGGCUACUUCUGCGAAGUGAUGUUCACCGCCGCCUGGGAGUUUGUGGUCAACUGCAACUGGAAGUUCCCCGGCGUGACCAGCGUAUGGGCCCUCUUCAUCUACGGCACCUGCAUCCUCAUCGUGGAGCGAAUGUACUUGAGCCUGCGCGGCCGCUGCCCCGUGCUGCUGCGCUGCGUCAUCUACACGCUGUGGACCUACCUGUGGGAGUUCGGCACGGGUCUGCUUCUGCGCCAGUUCAACGCGUGUCCCUGGGACUACUCCGAGUUCCGCUACAACUUCAUGGGGUUGAUCACGGCCGAGUACGCCGUGCCGUGGUUCUGCGCCGCCUUCAUGGUGGAGCAAUUCGUCAUCCGCAAAACCUUGCGGCUGCGCUUUCACGAAGGGCCCGAGGACGGUUGGUCAAACCAUCGGCGUGACGCUGGCGGUGGAGGAGAAACUUUGGAGGGCAGCAGGCGUAGAGAACAAAGGCGGGGGAGUGGCUUUAGUUCAAAUGGCUGCCUUAAAGUUGAAUGAGCCAGGGAACAGGGGAUUUAGGGACUCUGUCAUACCUCUGUGACUCGCCACUGGCACUUUUUCAUAUGCAAUCUCACCCUUUAGUGCAUGGGAUAGAGAGCCAGAAGACGGUCUAACUAAGGCUUCAAAUCCCGAACCACUCGGUCUGUUGUUAGCUAAACAGAGACUAAUGGUGUUACUGUUAUAACUGCAUUUCACAUUGCAUUUAAUUAUUUUACCUGGGGCUUACCCUACCAAGACUGGGAUCUCAAAUAAUCUGGAUUAAACGCUAAAUCUCCUUCUUGGAGCUUGGAAUUUGGGAUUUAAAAAAAAAAAGCACUUUUUCAGAGAUUAGUGUUAUUUUUUUCUGUGAAACGACUUUUUCAGAAACAAAUACAGUAUUUCUGUUUUUCAAGUAUACAUCCAUCUUUGUGAGACCGGGAGUCUUGCUUCAAAAAAAUCUUGAAUUAAAGUACAGCAACCAUGGAGCAUCAUCGAGAGAUGUAAAUGUUGGUAUUUCUUAAAAUUCAAAGGAACGUUCCAAUGUGUAACAUUUGGGACAAUCUUUGGAGUUUCUUUGGAGAAGUGUGAAACCCAUAGCUGUUUUCAUUAUUAUAGAAUCAAAAUAUGUGCAAUUUUGUGGUAGUAGUUUAUAUUAGAGUUGCAUGAUCAAAUAUUUUAAUAAUUGAAUCAUCCUCUGGUUAAUCAAGAAAUAGAAGUUUCCAGCCCACAUGCGUAUCUCUUUACAACAGUUGAAUCAGUGAUUUACUGAUUAUAUAUAAAGAAAACUAAAUGCAAACAUACGUGUCUUUAUAUAAAAAAAAAGAUAUAACGGUCACCUAGGUCUUAAAUGUCCUGCUCCACAGAUAAGUUGUAAGGAUUCCUGUAGCAAGGUGAAGACUCUUGUUUAUUCCCGAGGUGCUAAUGUCUCAAAUAGAAACAGGUGAAACCAGAUAUCAAUGCACACUUUAUAAAAAGACUAGGAAACACUUUUUCUCACUAACUGAUAUUAAAUCAGACAAAAAUUAUCCUGCUUUAGGUCAGUUAGGAUUAUCAAAAUGAUUUCUACUUGCUAAGUGCCAGAAUAAUCAGUGAUUGAAUAUUCUAAAAAAUAUUUUUCCUAUAUUUUUCCUAUAUUUUUUCAGUAUAUUAUGUGCAUAGCAAUGCCUUUAAACAGAAUGACUUGCCUGGAACAUUACAGGUAUCCUUCCACGACUGCUCACGAUGGUUAGCUGGAGUUUUGGCUCCUCCUACCUGACAGAAUUGCUGUAAAUAAUCAAAUUUGUGGGCAGCCAUGCUCACAUACUCCUUUUUAGGUCUAGCACAGAUUUUCUAGAUCAGGGCUUUGCCACAGCCAAUCCCAAACACUGAUUUUCCUCACUUUAUAACUAAUUUGGAGGUAUGCUUACAAUCAUUGGCCGUUUGGGGCCCCCAUUUGUCUCUCAAGUUUUUACUUCCAUGCUGACUUGAGAUGUUACUGCAGUAUUUUCACACCAUGGUGCUGCCACCCCAGCAGUUCAUAGCUGGGAUGAUGUUUUCAAGCUUCCAGGUGUUCUCCUUUUUUAUCCCAAAAAAUAAUAUUUGUCAUUAAGGCCGAACAAUUGAGUUUUGGUUCAAUCAGGCCACAGGAUAUUUCUCUAAAACUCAAGGUAUCUGCCCUGGCCCUGACUGCAUUUGCAAACUGCACUCUGGUUUUUAGAGUUGCGGAGGUUCGUGGUUCUUUCCUUGAUGACUUUUCUGGUUUUGAUUUAAUUCAUGAUGACACACAAGGAAGCAAUGUUUUUAAUUAGCUGUCCUAAAAUAUAUGGCAAGGGAGUGCUAAGUUUUGAUUUUGUUUCAAUGUUGUGAAAUAACGGAUCAGAAACUUACAAAGCCACGACAUCAUUGUGUGGGCUUGGCAACUUUUAUUUAAAGGAAAAGUAAUUUUGAAUCUCUGAAUAUAAAGACCCUUAUUGACGUUGAUCUCUUUCAUCAUUCUGGUAUUUAGCGAAUAUAAAUAAUUUUUAGCAAUGCUAAUUGGCCUAAAGCAGGAAAUAUUUUGUCUAAUUUAACAUUAAAAAGUUAGAAAAGAAGAUUAGGUGUGUUAUUCAACAGUUUAUGUAAAUAUGUGGUUUCAGGUAUAAGGAAAAAUGACCUAAAACUCUGUGUCUGUGUUGCACCUGUCUUCAGAACCGACCCGUACCCUCAUUUUUUUUUUUUUACAUGACUGUACCAUUUGGUCCGGGACUACUUCCAUUUUGUACAGCUCUUGCCCAUGUGCUAAACCAUUAUGUCCCACUUCCAGGAAUUGUCUUGGCAGUUGGAUAUUUCUGAAUCUUACUUAGGAUUUAGUUAACUAUUAUUUUCUGAAGAACUGUGGUCCAAGUCAAAUUGAUGGUGGUGCUGAUCCCUCUUUGGGCCAGUUGACUUUAUUGAAAAAAGGAGAGAUUAUAAGCCAUGAUCAGACCUCCUGCUGUGUACCAGGACAAUUUCUGCAAUCAAGUCUUUUGAGUCGGUCGAUGAAGGUUACAAAAACACUUAGACCAAUGUUCCCCUGGCUGCAUUUUCUCCAUUACAUUCUGCAGCACAGAACCUUUGAGACUGUAUCCUCCUCCAGAAGCGGGGUUUUCACCACGAAACAUGCUUUCUUUUGCAUAGUCAGACGAACAUUAAACAAUGCAUGGAAAGACUUUCUUUCAGCCAUGUUCAAUCAGUAGCCAUAAUGUGUGUCUGCUGAAUCAUUCUGCUGCAUGUGUGAAUAGAAUGACAGUAGCAGAUGGUCGGGUUGCUAGUUAUCAGUGUGCGGUUUUCUCGUUGAAGUGUCCUUGAGCCACACGCUGAACCACCAACUGCAAGUAAGAAUGACAUGGCUUUGCAUGGCUGCUUUCUUGCUGUGUUUUUUGUGCAAAUGGACAUAUAUAUAUGUGUGUGUGUGAUUUUCUGGUAAACAUGGGGGCGACAUACAAAUCCAUUCCACUCAACAUCAUUUUUAAAACCUAUUCCUCAAGUCUGCAGUGACUGUGAGUCAUGGCCAUCAACAUAAAAGCCUCAUUACGAUUUUAUUGUCACGCUUUUCUAAAAUAAUCACAUGGCGUGUCUCUGUCUGCGUCGCUGCUGUGUAUGGCUCGAUGGCGUCUUCGACAUGACAAAGACAUAAUGGUCUCGUUAUGUAACAGUAAUUAGUGUAAAAACACCCACUUCACAAGGAGAAGUGUUCACAUCUUCCCUUUUUUCUCACAAUAACAAAACUUUUAUGUAUCUUAUUGAGGGUUUGCGUGAUAAACCAACACAAAGUAGCCACGCUUGCACAGGGGAUUUAAUAUGGCACACGGUAUUAGACCUUUUUUUUUUUAAAUCAAACAUCUGUGGUGGGUAUAUGUAUUCAACCCCCUUUACUCUGACACCACAAAGAGAAUCCAUUUGCCCUGAGAGGUGUGUGUGUGUCUGUGCAAUCAGAUCUCAGUGUAAAUAAAGCUGUUCUGCAUAGGCCUCAGACGCUUGUUAUAAAAUCAGGCAUCAUUUACCCUCCACCUCACAUGGGGGCUGAGUGCAGAUGCACGUCACACGUUUCAGAUUUAAACGUGGAAAAAUCAUGUGCUCCUUUGUGUUUAUCUGCCACAAGAAAUCACUAUUAGAACACAAUUUUGGUUUGUAGCUGUAAAGGGAUAAAAUAUCUAAAAGUUAUGUAACAAUAAAUGCUCUUGGAAGGCUAUUUCAAAAGUUAUUUCAAAAAUACCAUGGAAGUAUUUCCAAAUAAUAAAAAAAACAUGUACAUGCAAGAGAAGCAGAGGCAGUUACGAGCGACAUAUCAAUAGGAUUUAGCGGACAGGUGUUCGUGUUUGGUUGGGUUGAGUAUUAUCCUGUAAAAAUGAUGACGGCUUCAGUCAGUGCAUGUAUGAACGGCUCCAGUUAAAAACCUGUUAGACAAACUACUCCUCAGUACAUGUGUCCCUAUGAAAGAAUGGAGUGGGAACAAAUACAUAAAAUCAACACGUGUUUCAUAUUCAAUAUGUUAGAGCAAAAAAAAAAAAAAAAAAAGAAGGAAUCUACCCUUAGUCAGGUUUCCACAGUUCUACUGGACUAAGAGGACAUCGUGAUCUUCUCCAGUGUGGAUGCACAAAUGUUUCCCUGUGAGUGGCUCCCAUCUCAGCUGUAGAGAGCGGAAAGCUCCUCCACAUCUCCGAUGAAGUGCUGCCACCCAGUGGUCCACUAAACCUCCAGGAAACAGAAUGUUUUUGCACUUUUCACUGCUGCAUGCAUUUUCCAUUAGGCCAAAAAAGCAAUACAAUAGGUGCGAUUAUUCCCCCCAUUUUCUAAGAAAAUGUCUCUGCAUAAUUCAUAUGCGGUAAAUAUCUUAACAACUUGCUAACCCAAAUGUAUUCUCUGCAAUAUAUGUGUGUGAAAGUGUAUCGGUGAGUCAUAUAGCAUCUCUGAAUAUGUGCAUGUGGAAAAUGUUAACAGUAAGCCGGGUCUCUCGCGUUGUUUUUCCUUUUUCUUUUGAAUGUGCAUGUCUAAAAACAGCUCCACCAAACUCUAGACUGACCUGAUUGACCCUCGCCUUGUUCCCACUGGAUUUUACAGAAAGCUCUACUGUAUAUCACUAGUGAAUGACUUAUCAAUCUCCGAGGAACAAAUGUGAAAAAAAAAAGGUUUUUAAUGUGUGUGGGUGUGAGAACUGUGAAAUACGUGUAGAAUGCAUUUUUACAUAAUUUAUUGAAAAAUCAUUGCUACUGACCCCCAUGAAUUAAAAAUUAAUAUCCUG